UAUUCACAAGAUGGCUACUCGUUCAUUGGUCCCAACCUUUAUUAUGAAAACAUUCGAAAUGCUCGAAGUAAAUCUCCAGUUAAGAAUUAGGAUCAAUCCAUAUCUCAUAUUGUCUCUUGGACUGAAGAAGGAUUAAGUUUUGUAGUGAAAAGCCAAAAGCUAUUAUAAUAAUAGGUUCUACCACAAUAUUUCAAACACAGGAAUUACUCUAGUUUUCUAAGGUAAACUUCAAGAGUGAUUUUGCUAGACAAUUGAAUUUGUAUAAUUUUAAAAAGAGUAAACACUAAGACGGACAAGAGUUUAAACACAAGUGCUUUAGAAAGGGAGUUAAGUAAUACAUUCGAGUAACCUAUCAAUAGACAGAUGUUGUAAUUUAUAAAAAGAAGAAACAAUGAUGAUGGGAAUUAAGAAUCUGUUAAUCCUAAUUAACCAUGUACUUCAUAUUGUGUUACGUAGCUGCUAAAUUGAAGGAGGAGUAAAACAUCUUAAGAGUGUGCGCAUCUGAUAUCAAAGACACAAAUACAAGAUUAGACGAGGACAUGCAAAUAUUGAAAUAAAAGAGUGGUGUGCUUUUGGAAGAAAUGUGGAAUCUCAAAAAGGUUAAAACUCUCUAUAUCCUAGUUAUUGCAUAGUCAGUUCGACUAAGUGAACCACAAAUUGGAGAGGAUUGACAUCAUUAUAGGGGCAAUGUCUUAACACAAAAAAUUCAAAAGUAACUCAUUAUUAUUAUAAUCUAAGAUAUCUCCUAAUAUUUCACUACUAAAUUCUUAUAGAAUGAACUGCACACUCUGGAAACCAACUUAAAUCAACCACUCUUUGAAUCACCAAAAUAAGAAGUCGAUGAUUAGGAAUAAAUCAAGGCAUUAUUUGAGGAAUUGCAAAACCUCAGCAAACCAAUUUAAUUUGAUUGAGCAUUUUUGUUCAAUUUAUAUAGAUUUUCAUC
Molecule: messenger RNA, 943 nt
Organism: Paramecium octaurelia
Lineage: Eukaryota; Ciliophora; Oligohymenophorea; Peniculida; Parameciidae
Source: the annotation of a GenBank genome assembly